AUGGAACACGAUGUCGUACAGGACAAUAGAAUGAGGAGGGUUUCUGAGAACUGGGUUUCUGUUGCCGCCGCCGCUCCUAUCGGUGACAACGGCUCCUCCUCCAUCUCCACCGCUUCGCCGUUACAGCCAGUUGGGAGCCGGGUUGGAGAAGUGAAGAGGCUCACCAAAGAGACCAAUGUUUCUGUGAAAAUUAACUUGGAUGGUACUGGGGUUGCUGACUCGUCCACGGGAAUCCCAUUUCUCGAUCACAUGUUAGAUCAACUUGCGUCGCAUGGGCUGUUUGAUGUACAUGUGAGGGCAACUGGUGACAUUCAUAUUGAUGACCAUCACACCAAUGAAGAUGUUGCUCUUGCUAUUGGAUCGGAUUUUGAGAGCUAUCAGCAAAGAGAGCUAGGGAAUUGGUCAGGCAAAAGAGUGUCUUGA
Molecule: messenger RNA, 423 nt
Organism: Linum trigynum
Lineage: Eukaryota; Viridiplantae; Streptophyta; Magnoliopsida; Malpighiales; Linaceae
Source: the annotation of a GenBank genome assembly